UGGCCGUGUCGGCGGCGGCGCGCGCUGCAGCGCACACAAUCCAACAUGGAGUAAAGCGGAGACGGGGCUCGCGCGGGGCCACCCUGGGGCAUCGGAGCCGUCGGAGUGCCCACGGCGAGCGGCGCGGCUCGAGCAGCGCGCGCAGCGUACGCACGGCGGAGCGCGCAGCGUGUGCGCGGAUACGCUCCCGGAGGAAACUUCACUUGCGAGACACACACACACACACACACACACACAAACACAGAGAAACGGGAAAGAAGCAACAAGACGAAGAGGAAUGGGAGAGAGAAGAGGACGGAGAGAGGAUCCUUAGGGACGCAGCAGUGCAGGAUGUGAGGAGGAGGAGGAGGAGAAGAAGGAGGACAGCGAUGAAGAGUGCAGAGCGCGUGCCCGCUGGGGGACUUUACUGGAGGUGAAAGGAGAAAAAUGACCGAGGAAACACAGCCAGACGAUGACAGUUAUAUUGUGCGUGUGAAAGCGGUGGUCAUGACCCGGGACGACUCAAGCGGAGGUUGGCUGGCCCAGGAGGGUGGGGGUCUGAGCCGUGUCGGGGUUUGCAAGGUAACGCCCAACGAGCUCAUGGGACGCAGCAACUUCCUCAUCCACGGUGAGCGGCUCAAGGACAAGCAGGUUAUUCUGGAAUGUUUCCUCAAGAAGGAUCUGAUCUACACCAAGGCCACGCCCACGUUUCACCACUGGAAGGUCGACAACAAAAAGUGUGGCCUGUCAUUCCAGAGCCCAGCAGAUGCUCGGGCCUUUGACCGCGGCGUGAGGAAAGCCAUCGCUGAUCUGACGGAGGGGUCCACGACGUCAUCUUCGACGAUUCAGAAUGAGGCCGAGCUCGGCGACGAUGACGUCUUCACUAACGCCACUGACAGCUCUUCCAACUCAUCCCAGAAGAAGGAGCACUUCUUUCAGACCCUUUCCUCGCCCAGCUUAUGUGAGCCCCACGUCCACCACUGCGUCCACCUCCAUCACCAGCACAGAGCCUCCGAAAACUACUUUCUGGAUCAGCCAGUGCCCAAGUUUACGCGCCACGUCAGCUUCCAGGAUGAGGAGGAGGAGAUUGUGCGCAUCAACCCCCGGGAGAGGACUUGGUUGACGGGCUACGAGGACUACCGGCAUCCGGCGGCACGCGGCCGGUUCACCCAGCCUGAUGACAUUGACUCCUACGUGCACUUUGCGAAGCCCGAGCCAUCCAAGCACGACUACAACUACCCCUACGUCCCCAACCCCGACUUUGGCCCCAGGGACCUGAAGGGGGGUGUUGUCAGCAUCCAGCCCCGCCCCCUGCAGACCAAGUGGAAGAGACGCAAGGAGGAGGGUGAGCGCUCGCGCUGCGUCUACUGCCGGGACAUGUUCAACCACGAGGAGAACGGGCGCGGCCGGUGCCAGGACGCGCCCGACCCCAUCCGGACCUGCAUCCAUCGGGUCAGUUUCAUGUGGUGCGCGGACAGCCUGCUGUACCACUGCCUGUCGGACCCGGAGGGGGACUACUCGGACCCAUGCUCGUGCGACACGGGAGACGAGCGCUUCUGGCUGCGCUGGCUAGCGCUGGUGGGCCUCUCGGUGGUUGCACCCUGCAUGUGCUGCUACGUUCCGCUGCGCGCGUGUCAUCGCUGCGGCGUGGCCUGUCACUGCUGCGGGGGCAAGCACAAGGCUGCGGGCUGAGGGGGCGUACGCGCGGGGUCUCAGGUUGGGGGUCACCGGGCUGCGUUCCACAGCUUUUUUUUCUCUUGGUCCGCGGUCCCCGGUUUGCGUUUGGUGCGAAUGAUCGGGCAGCAGAGAAGUGUGAAGAUAAUUGUUUUUCUUCUCUCGAUUUGGAUAUUUUUGCCUUGCGAAAGAAGUUUUUUUUUUUUUUUUUUGUUGUUUUUUUUUUUUUUUUUGGGCUGCAGGGCCUUUUCUUUCCGCCUUGUUAAGCAUUACAUUACAAAGACUAACGGUUGUUCAUUUUAUGUAUAAACAGGUACUUUAUAUUUUUACACUGACUGGUUUUAAGAACUUGAAUUUUAUUUCCCCAGUGUCAUAUGUGGUUGAUGUAAACUUUUUUUUUUUUUUUUUUUUUUUUUUUUAAAAAAAGUCUUUUCAUUUGCCAUGGCUUGCCAGUUGAAUACAGCUGAUUACUUCUUGCAAGCACAGGCACUUAAUUGGAGCAUCAUACCCCUUGCACCCUUGCCAUCCCACCCCCUGAGCCCUUACAGCAAAGGAAACCAGAACACUGAUUCACCUAAGACACUUAACCUGUUUGUGUGUGUGUGUGUGUGUGUGUGUGUGCGUGUGUGUGUGUGUGUGUGUGGGGGGGGGGGGAAGGGUUCACCAUUGCAAAGGGAUGGCCAGCAAUGUAUCAUCGCAUAGUAUUGUUGUUACUGUAUUGAAGCCAAAAUGACUAAGCUGCAUUGUUUAUAUAUAAUCUAAAUUGCUCAGAUGUGAUUUCUUAUUUACAGAGAGCCUUCAUUGUAAUAUUGGUAAACUUUUUUUUGUUGUAAUGUUUAAUAUCUAAAAUUGUACUUCUGUUAUUUCUAAUACUUUUUUUCGUCACUUAACUGAAACACGAGUGAAAGGGAACGGAGGAUCGUCAAGUGUGUCUCACACGGAGCGCAGCCCGUCACCGUUACUGUCCCACGACAUGGUUUUCACACUUAACCGACUCCGCAAAGUUAAUUACGCAUUAGCGUUGUUUGAAAAGAUGAAGAAACGAGGAAAAACACCAAAGUAUUAAUGUGCAGGAAAAAAUACUAACUGAACAGACAAGAGGCACAUUGUGUGCGGCUGUAAAGUACUAAAACACUGAAAGUACAGUAACAGAAUCCCUGUUACUUGUGAGUACCGCAGGCCUGUGUAGACGGCGCUCCCUUCACCGCAGCCUUUCUUUGCCAAAUUGGCUUCAACGCUAGAAGGGUUAGACCUUCCUGGUCGCAAAGCCACAGGACCAUGAAAAUUCCCUCUAUGGAGGUAAUGAGUGUAAUGAAUAUCCCCAAGGGAGACUCUUCGCUUCUGUUUGUCCACACCGAUCGCUUGACGUGACCGAGCAGAUAUUUCUUGUGAGAAAUUUUGGACGAGACGUCCCGCUGUUGACAGAAGGCGCUCGCUCUCAACGGGACUGGAGUACUGCAGGAAGUCAGGGCACUGGUAGAACACCGCUGCAUACAAUCUGUUGGAUGACACAUCUGUCCAAAGUGACCCAUUGGUUUUGUUUGGGAUUUUUUUUGAAAAAAGACAGAAAACUGCUGACAAUCCCAGGAAGAGCAUUGGCAUGAUCACGCUGUCCAUUCUCAGUGUCCCACCUCCAGCCAUCACAGCCUCCUGUCCCCCAGCUUCCUGUUCCUGACAGGAACCAGUGAGCUCAGAGGAAGGGACGGGCCUUAAGCGGGCUACAGCCAAUCGGGACAGGAGUAGGGGUGUCGGCGUGCACGCGUGCUGUAUAUAUCAACUAAAAGACGCGGAUCGGGCAGCUCUAGCCUUGGCCACAGGUGCCGAUUUUAAACACAGCGGAAUUUGUUUAUAAUGCCUUGCGUGAAAUGUCAAUCGUGUAUUUGGAUUCCAAGGACAAACGUAGUAGUCUGUUAACAUGUGACUCUUGUUGCCACAUGGUUAUAGGCCUUCUAGCACCGAGGUUUCAGAUCCCAGCUUUAGGUGGAUGAUCGUGUCCGAAUGUCUGUAUGUGUGUCUGUCAGUAUGUAUGAAUGUAUGUAGGUGUGUGUAUGCAAAUAAUGUUUGCGUGUUCGGUCAACUGAAUUGUAUACAAUUAAUGAAAGUACAGACCAGCCUCAAAUCAUUACUGCCAACCUUGCCUGUAUUAUGAGUGAGGUUUUUCUUUCUUUUCGAAGCACAACACUAACAUGUAACGAACACGGAACGAACAUGGAUAUUGUGCAGGAAGCUGUAAAGAUGCCCAGGUUUCAUUGUGGUUGUCCCAAAGCAACUGGGUAAGUGUUGAUGGGAGGUGCUGGCGCUGGUGCUCCGGAGCGCGUUACCAUGACGACAGUCUGUGAGUCAAAGGUCAUCCAGUUCCAUACAUACGUGUGUGUGUGUGUGUGUGUGUGUGUGUGUGUGUGUGUGUGUGUGUGUGUGUGUGCGCGCGCGCGCGUGUCCGCACUUCAGUCGCCUGCCGUAAUCUGCCCCUCCUCGUCAGCAUUCAGUUUUGGAUUUGUUCAUUGUAAAAAAAAAUAAUAAUAAUAAUUAUUAAAAAUAAUUUGUUUUUUAUUUUUCUAUCUGUGGUAAGGAACAUUUUAAACCAAAAUCAUUGUCUCUUUUUGGUGCACAGUCUGGCUCCUGCACAAGUUUAUAGAAAGUGCCUGAAGCGUACAGUUCAUCUCUCUUUAUAUUCUCAUAGACAACAUGCAGUUAAAUCUUGUAGU
This is a messenger RNA of Scleropages formosus (Asian bonytongue), 4358 nucleotides long. RefSeq names its product sprouty related EVH1 domain containing 2a (gene spred2a). The record is from RefSeq and is a predicted model, not a curated record. The transcript has 6 exons. The coding region runs from base 427 to 1671 and encodes 414 amino acids. Gene Ontology annotation, biological process: multicellular organism development; negative regulation of MAPK cascade. Lineage: Eukaryota; Metazoa; Chordata; Actinopteri; Osteoglossiformes; Osteoglossidae. Gene Ontology annotation, molecular function: protein kinase binding. Gene Ontology annotation, cellular component: membrane.